Molecule: messenger RNA, 900 nt
Organism: Cynocephalus volans (Philippine flying lemur)
Lineage: Eukaryota; Metazoa; Chordata; Mammalia; Dermoptera; Cynocephalidae
Product: olfactory receptor-like protein OLF3
Exons: 1
Coding region: 1-900 (299 amino acids)
Biological process (GO): detection of chemical stimulus involved in sensory perception of smell; G protein-coupled receptor signaling pathway
Cellular component (GO): plasma membrane
Molecular function (GO): olfactory receptor activity; G protein-coupled receptor activity
Source: RefSeq, a predicted model, not a curated record
AUGGGCAGGGAAAACCAGACAUGGCUGAGUGAGUUCAUUCUGCUGGGGCUGUCCAGUGACUGGGAGACUCAGGUCUCCUUCAUUGUCCUGUUCCUGGCCAUGUAUAUGGUGACCAUGCUGGGGAACUUUCUCGUCCUCCUUCUUAUCAGGCUGGACAACAGGCUUAAUACCUUCAUGUACCUUUUCCUGAGUGUCCUGUCAUCGGUGGACAUCUGUUAUACCAAUAGCACUGUCCCACAGAUGUCUGUUCACUUCCUGUCAGCCUGGAAGUCCAUCCCAUUCCACAGCUGUGUGCUCCAGCUGUAUAUCUCCCUAGCAAUGGGCAGCGCAGAGUUUUUCCUGCUGGCAGCCAUGGCCUAUGACCGCUAUGUUGCAGUUUGCCACCCACUGCACUACACUGUCGUCAUGCGUGGAAGGCUGUGCCUGGGGCUUGCUGCCGGCUGUUUGGUGGCUGCUUUCACAAAUUCACUGAUGGAGACCAUCACCAUCUUCCAGUUACCCUUGUGUCAUAAUGUCAUUAACCACUUUGCCUGUGAGAUGUUGGCAGUGCUGAGGCUGACCUGUGUGGACAUCUCCUUCAACAAGGUUAUGGUGGCCAUCUCAGGAUUCCUGGUGAUCAUGCUGCCCUGCUUCCUAGUCCUUUUCUCCUAUGCUCAUAUAGUUGCUGCCAUUCUGCGCAUUGGCUCUGCCCAGGGACGCUGCAGAGCUUUUGGGACCUGCACCUCCCAUCUUACUGUGGUUUCCAUGUGCUUUGGAACAGCUAUUUUCACAUACAUGAGACCUGUGGGUGGCUCCUCAGCAGAGCAGAAGAUGGUUGCCCUCUUCUAUGCCAUGGUGACCCUGAUGCUGAAUCCCUUAAUCUACAGUUUGAGGAACAAGGACGUGAUAAGUGCCUUAUAA